Molecule: messenger RNA, 1239 nt
Organism: Manduca sexta (tobacco hornworm)
Lineage: Eukaryota; Metazoa; Arthropoda; Insecta; Lepidoptera; Sphingidae
Product: aquaporin AQPcic
Exons: 5
Coding region: 315-1175 (286 amino acids)
Biological process (GO): transmembrane transport
Cellular component (GO): plasma membrane
Molecular function (GO): water channel activity
Source: RefSeq, a predicted model, not a curated record
AAACCCGACCACAACCGACGCGAACGGUGAUGUCACGCGCUCACAACCAAAUGCGGAGGGUGCGAAAAUUAGAAUCGAACAAGAUUAGAGGCGAGCGCGAAUUUCCGAUGCGGCCUUAGUCAUUGAGUCGUUAGAUUUGGUAAAUAUUGAAGUUUAUAGUGGGUACAUAAACGCGGCGCCUCAGCCCCCGAACAAACAGUGUCACUCGUAAUUCAUACGAUAACAGUUCCGCGACGUAGAUUUGCAGCAUCAGUCGCGCGUGUUGCUACUGUUCUAGUGCUCUGGUGUUGCUCGCUGCUUGUGUGUCGCGCAACAUGUCCAGUGGUCCGGGAUCCACGCCAGACGUAUCGACCAUGCGGUGUUGCGGCUGCGGCGCGGAGAAUAUCUCGGGCGGGGAGGCGCGGGGGGAGACGCUGCGCGUGUGCGGCGCGGAGGCGGCGGGCGCGGCGCUGCUCGUGCUGCUGUCGUGCCUGCCCGCCUGCCUCGCGCCCGCCGCCGGCUCCACGCACAGCGCGCUAGCCGCGGGCUUCGUCGUCGCCAUGCUCGUACAGUGCUUCGACCACAUCUCGGGCGCGCAAAUGAACCCGACGGUGACGCUGGCGUCUAUGGUGUGGGGCCGCGUGAGCGGCGCGCGCGGACUCGCCAUGAUGGCGGCGCAGCUCGCGGGCGCCACGCUCGGCGGCGCCGCGCUGCACCUGCUGCAGCCCGCCGACACGCCCGCGCUCUGCGUCACCGCGCCCGCGCCACAUCUCUCCGUCUACAAGGCGGUGGCGCUGGAGGCGGUGCUGGGCGGGUGUCUGGCGCUCGCCAACUGCGCGUCGUGGGACGAGCGCAACCUGCACCUGCGCGACUCGUGGCCGCUGCGCGUGGGCGUGUCGGUGGCCGCCAUGUCGCUGGUGGCGGGCGACCUCACCGGCGCCAGCAUGAAUCCUGUGCGCAGCUUUGCGCCUGCGCUCUGGAGCGGCGUCUGGCAACACCACUGGGUGUACUGGGCCGGCCCGCUGAGCGGCUCGGCGCUGAGCACGGCGCUGUACGUGGCGGUGUGGCGGCCGCGGCCCACGCACGCGCCGCACGCGUCCCACGCGCCUCGCCCGCCCCGCGCGGCACACGUGCGCCGCUCAAUGGAUUCGCUGGACGCGCGCGCCAUCGUCGUCAAGACGCAGCGCGACGGGUGAGCCCGCGCGCCCGACUUUCGUUCUCCUUUAUAAUUAAUAUUAUAAUCUUACUUAAUCUAAUCAU